Phycomyces blakesleeanus NRRL 1555(-) is the source of this 705-nucleotide messenger RNA. RefSeq names its product Homeodomain-like DNA binding domain-containing transcription factor. The transcript is spliced from 2 exons. Lineage: Eukaryota; Fungi; Mucoromycota; Mucoromycetes; Mucorales; Phycomycetaceae. The record is from RefSeq and is a predicted model, not a curated record. Bases 1 to 705 code for a protein of 234 amino acids.
AUGCUAGGUUUGCAAUAUGGCUUUGAGUACUGUCUUUAUCCAUUAACCUUUUCUUUAUCCAAUUUUUUCAAAAUAAACCCCAAUCAAACCGCUAUCAUUAAGAGAAGAAAGAGAAAUGGACCACAAAAAGUUCUUCAAAUCCACAUCAAGAAUCUGAUUGUGGAGAAACGUUUUAUCCAAGAAUCCAUGACUCGAGCCGAAACAGCGAGAACGUUUGGUGUUUUGUGGGCGCUGACCAACAAUAUCAGCGACAAGUUCGAUAUAGACGGAACGGUAGAGCCCAGGAAGCGAGGCAGAUCUCGCGAAGAAAACCAGCAUAUAACCGAUGAGCACUCGAAGUUCAUCUCAGACGUUUUGAAAGAAUGCUGCACCUUGACUCUUGGUCAAAUGAGAAAGGAGCUGUCAAGGAAUUUUUUGGUGCUCCAAGAGUUCACUUUAAAGAGGACAAAGCCUGUGGAAAAAAAGGGAAACGAUCCAAAGACAAUUGAGCUGAGAAAAGCGUACAUAGACAGUAUGCACACGAAUUGUGUAUCGUACAAGAUGAACCGCUUUUUUGUAGACAAAGCAGACUUUAAUGCAAGCCUGAUCAGAGUCCAAGGGUGGUCCAAGAAAGGCGAGGCCAGCAUUGUGAAGACGAAGAUAAAAAGGGGACUUAACAUCUGGAUUCUUGCCGGUAUUUCUUACCAGGUCGUAAAGAGUUUGUAG